AAAAAAAUAAAAGGAGACCACUGUAAAUCAGUCGAGCUAAAUUAUUUAUCUUUCUCCUGUACACCCUCUUGUUUUCCUCGUUUCUCUUCCCCCCCCUCACCUCCGCUUCUCUCCCCUCUCCCCCAUUUCUAGCAUUGUCUCUAAUUUGAGUGGGGAAUCACCGCAUGCGGUGAUAUCCAUUUCUCGAAUCUCCCAACUCCCCUCACUCCCCCUCCAUCUCAUCUCACCUACUGCGCAUUCGGUUGCGUAGCAAACCAUUGUCAAUAUGGCCUCCGUUUCGACCGCUGGAGAAGCAGUGGCGAGGAUCGCCUACUUGACCAGUGAUGUCGUCCUCUCCGUUCAACCCUCUCUGCAGGCAGACUCCUUGUUCUCCAAGACCUUGAAGACUCUGAAGGCAAAGAACACUUCCAGCGUUCUGCCCAGAAGCAAACCAGAGGUCGUUGCUGUGCGAUACAACGAGGACCCUCUUCUCUCGACCUUCCACCCGCUGCAGACUGGCAAUGCUGUGUCCGUGGUCACCAGCUCUUCUGCUCUCCUCUCCUCGAUUCCUCACCUCUACCGCUUGGCGAACAGCCCAGUUGUUCUCCAUGUCGCCCUGGAGCCCUACCCUUUCCCCGACUACUCCGUAAUCAGCUCCAUCAGGCAAUGUGGCUUCACCUUCCUGCAUUCGGAGACCCUUCAGGAGGCUCAGGAUAUCGCUAUCACCGCACAUGCCUUGGCCCGCAAGUCUGGUAAGGGUGUCAUUCACUUUUUCGACCCUGCCAACUCCGCCCGUGAUGAGGCUAUCACACAGGAAAAUGCCGAUGUCGUACGAUCUCUGUUGAACCUGGCCUCGGGCACCGCCACUCACACCCCCGGACUGGGUGUCCAGACCCUUUACACUGAUUCGGGUCGGGUCGCCACCGUCUCUGAGGAAGCCGCUGAGAGCACGAAUGAGCAGACCGAGGGCACCUCUACCCCUGCUCAAGCCUCGCAGCUCUCCGCCAGCGUGAGCAUUGACAACUCCUCCGUUGGCUCCUCCCGCCGGGACAGCAGCACCGACAGCCGCGGAACAAGCUCUGCCGCCACCACCGUCGAUGCUUCUUCCGUACGUCCUGUCAAUGCUGCCGACAUUUUCGAGUGGACUUCUCAAAUCUGGAAGGACUUGUCUGACGCUGUUGGACGCACUUACCGUGCUAUUGAAUACACGGGUCCUUCUGAUGCCAAGUCGGCCAUUUUUGUCUUCGGUUCGACCGGCGUCUUUGUGGAUGUGCUGGGCAAGGAGGAGGCUGGAGAGCUCAGCAGUGUGGGCCUCAUCACUGCCCGCCUGUACCGCCCAUGGAUCGGCGGCCAGAUCAUUAACUCCAUUCCCAGCUCCGUGGAGAAGAUUGCCGUCUUGGAACAGGUUCGCAAGACCACCAAAUGGGGUCCUUCUUUCAUGGACCUGCUCUCCAGUCUCUCUCCUGCUGCCGGUCGGCCUACCCCUCAGAUUGUUGGCUACAGGCUGGGUUACGUUGAGCCUUCGACUGCGGUCCAGGCUCUCCGUGGCAUUGUUCAGAACUUGACCUCCGCUUCGCCCAUCCAGAACCUGGAAGUUGGAAGCUCCAAGGUGCCUGCCCUCCAGAGCUCUCUCGAGCAGCCCCACCUUGAGAACGCCUACCUCAAGAUCCUGAACCAGCUUUUCGGUGAACGCCUUCACGUUGCCAACCAGCUGGGUUCCAAGAAUGCCGGUAUCUCCGCCACUAUUGCUGCCAGCCCUGAGUACGGAUUUGGUGCGCUAAUUGCCCGAUUGGAGCACCGCAAGCGCUUCAUCCGCGAGGUCGAAGAAGCCUCCAAGGCCACUACGUUCGCUACCGACGUUCCCCGCACUUGGCUAUCCAAGUGGGCUCUGAGUGCCGCUGAUGCAUCCAAGGCUAACAAGUUGGCCCCCGAUGUUAUCGCUCGCUUGUCCAACGACGGCUCCCAGCUCGCUAGAACGCUUCUGGCCUCCAAAAAGCUUUUCUACGAUGAGUCUUUGUGGCUGAUCGGCUCUGACGCCUGGGCUUACGAUCUCGGAAACUCUGGUGUUCACCACGUUCUCGCCUCCGGCGCCAACGUGAACAUGCUUAUCAUCGACUCCCAGCCUUAUUCGGAGCGCACCGCGGCCGAUCCCACCCGCAGAAAGAAGGAUAUUGGGUUGUACGCUAUGAACUACGGCAAUGCCUAUGUGGCUUCCGUCGCUGUGUAUGGCUCCUACACCCAAGUGCUCCAGGCUAUGGCCGAAGCCGAGAAGUUCGAGGGUCCCUCCGUCAUUGUCGCCUACUUGCCCUACAACCAGGAGAACGAUUCUGCCCUGACUGUUCUUCAAGAAACCAAGAAGGCUGUUGACCUUGGAUACUGGCCUUUGUACCGCUGGAACCCUGCCAAUGAGGAGAAGGGCGAGUCCAAGUUCAUCUUGGACUCUGAUCGCAUCAGACGCGAGCUCGAGGAGUUCCUGCGCCGAGACAACCAGCUUACGCAGCUCACGAAUCGUCAACCCAAAUUCUCCCCCGUUCUUGCUGAGUCGUAUGGCACAGAAGUCCGCGCUUUGCAGAAACGCCAAGCCAAGGACUCUUAUGAGAAGCUGCUCGAAGGUCUCUUUGGUGCUCCGUUGACCAUCCUUUUCGCUUCGGAUGGUGGCAAUGCCCAGAACAUUGCCAAACGUCUCGGCAACCGUGGUCGUGCUAGAGGUCUCAAGACUAUGGUGAUGGCCAUGGAUGACUAUCCCACCGAGGACCUCGCCACUGAGGAGAACGUGGUUUUCAUCACCAGUACUGCUGGUCAGGGAGAGUUCCCUCAGAAUGGUCGUGGCCUCUGGGAAUUUGUGAAGAACUCUGGCGACUUGGAUCUGUCUUCGAUCAACUACUCCGUCUUUGGUCUCGGUGACAGCCACUACUGGCCCCGCAAGGAGGACAAGAUCUACUACAACAAGCCCGCCAAGGAUCUCGAUGCCCGCGUUGCCUUCCUCGGAGGUCGCAAGCUUGCUGAUAUUGGUCUGGGUGACGACCAGGACCCCGAUGCUUAUCAGACUGGCUACUCUGAAUGGGAGCCGCGCCUCUGGCAGGCUCUCGGAGUCGACAAGGUCGAGGGUCUUCCUGAGGAGCCUGCUCCGUUGACCAACGAAGAUAUCAAGAUCCAGUCCAACUUCCUGCGUGGUACCAUUGCCGAGGGUCUGUUGGAUGAGACCACUGGUGCCAUCUCGGCCAGUGACCAGCAGCUGACCAAGUUCCACGGAACCUACAUGCAGGAUGACCGUGACGUUCGCGAUGAGCGCAAGGCCCAAGGACUUGAGCCUGCUUACAGCUUCAUGAUCCGUUGCCGUCUGCCCAGUGGUAUCGCCACUCCUUGGCAGUGGCUGCAGAUGGAUGCUAUCAGCAGCUCGCACGGUAACGAGACCAUGAAGCUCACCACCAGACAGACCUUCCAGUUCCACGGUGUUAUCAAGCGCAACCUUCGUGGCGCUAUGCGUGCCAUUAACAAGUCCCUGAUGACUACAAUUGCGGCCUGCGGUGAUGUCAACCGUAACGUCAUGUGCAGUUCCCUUCCUGAGCUCUCCACCUUCCACCGCGAAGCUCACGCUGUUUCCCAAAGGAUCAGCGACCACCUCCUCCCCGCCACCUCUGCUUACCACGAGAUCUGGCUCAAGGACGACGACGACAAGAAGGUUCAGGUUGCCGGAGACGCUGUCGUUGACCACGAACCCCUCUACGGCCCUACCUACCUUCCCCGCAAGUUCAAGAUCACGAUCGCUAUUCCCCCUCACAAUGACACCGACGUCUAUGCUCACGAUAUUGGUUUGAUCGCCAUCAAGGGUGCUGACGGGCACCUGGAGGGCUUCAACAUCAUUGCCGGUGGUGGUAUGGGUACCACACACAACAAUAAGAAGACCUACCCCCAGACUGGACGCAUGUUCGGCUACGUCCCUGCGGAUCAAGCCCAUAUCGUCUGCGAGAAGAUCAUGCUCGUCCAGCGUGACAACGGAGACCGCAAGAAUCGUAAGCACGCUCGUCUCAAGUACACCAUCGACGACAUGGGCGUCCCUGCCUUUAAGGAGAAGGUUGAGGCUCUCCUCCCCGAGGGACUGCGGUUCGCCGAACCCCGUCCUUUCAAGUUCGACUCCAACGUGGACACCUUCGGCUGGCUAAAGGAUGAGAAGGGUCUGAACCACUUCACCUGCUUCAUCGAGAACGGUCGUAUCGAGGAUACCGCCGAUUUCAAGAUGCGCACCGGUCUGCGCGAGAUCGCCAAGCUUGACAAGGGCGAGUUUCGCCUUACCGGUAACCAGCACGUGAUCAUCUCCAACAUUAAGGAUGAGGAUCUGCCUGCGGUCAAGGAGUUGAUGGCCCAGUACAAGCUCGACAACACCGCGUUCAGCGGCCUGCGUCUGUCGUCUUCUGCUUGUGUUGCCUUCCCCACCUGUGGUCUUGCCAUGGCUGAGUCCGAGCGCUACCUGCCAGUGCUCAUCGGCAAGCUGGAGUCCACGCUGGAGGAGGUUGGUCUCGCUCAGGACAGCAUUGUCAUGCGUAUGACCGGUUGCCCCAACGGUUGCGCCAGACCUUGGCUUGCUGAGGUUGCCUUCGUCGGUAAGGCGUACGGCGCGUACAACAUGUACCUGGGCGGUGGCUACCACGGCCAGCGUCUGAACAAGCUGUACCGCUCCUCCAUCAAGGAGGACGAGAUCCUUGACAUCAUGAAGGGUCUACUUAAGCGCUACGCUGCCGAGCGCGAGACCGAUGGCGAGGUUCCCGAGCGAUUCGGAGACUGGUGUAUCCGGGCGGGUGUGAUCAAGGCGACGACCGAUGGACAGAACUUUCACGAAGGAGUUGCCGAAGAAGAUGAAGAAGAGUAGAUGUUCGUCUAUGAGCGUUUUUCUCCUUUGCAUUGUUUAGAGAAUAUUUAUUUGGACGAACUGUUUAUGAUCUAGGAUGAUGAUACAGCUAGCUCUCUUGUACAUACUUUUUGAUGACUAAUUGCUGCAAUAUCUGAAGCAUUAAUAUGAACC
Aspergillus homomorphus CBS 101889 is the source of this 4999-nucleotide messenger RNA. Its product is annotated as sulfite reductase (NADPH) subunit beta. Gene Ontology annotation, cellular component: sulfite reductase complex (NADPH). The transcript is spliced from 4 exons. Gene Ontology annotation, molecular function: sulfite reductase (ferredoxin) activity; FMN binding; heme binding. The coding region runs from base 266 to 4846 and encodes 1526 amino acids. Gene Ontology annotation, biological process: sulfate assimilation. Lineage: Eukaryota; Fungi; Ascomycota; Eurotiomycetes; Eurotiales; Aspergillaceae. The record is from RefSeq and is a predicted model, not a curated record.